AUGGAGGCCUCCGUGGGCGAAUGGAAGCUGGCCCUCAGCCGAGCCCAGCAGGCUCUGCAGGACGACCGCAAGCUGUCGGACGCCUGGGCCCUCCGCGGCCGCGCCCGACUCGAGACCGGCGAGCCCGCACGGGCCAUGGCGGACCUGUUCCGCGCGCUCGAGUACUCGCCCAACGACCGCGACGUCUUGGCGGACCUGGCUCGCCUGUACGGCCAGCGACAGCAGCCCCACAAGCGAUUGGCCACGGUGCACCGGUUGAUCGAAACCUUCCCGCACGGGGAGGCGCCGGUCGAUCCACUCAUCAUGGAAGCCGACGCGUACGCGUCGCUUGGCAGGAAUGAGGACGCCGCGGCCGGGCUCCGGCGGGCGGCGGAACGCUGGCCGCAGGACCCGGUGUUGCUGUGUCGGCUGGCUGAGGCCGAGGCCGCCGCUGGGCGCAAACUCGCCGCGGUCGCCGCGGUCCAGCAGGCGCUGGCGGCGGAUGGGAACCACCUGCCUAGUCAGCACCUGCUGGCCCGCGGCGACAGCCCCAGCACUCCAGCCAGCAGGCUCACGUUGUUCAUUGGCCCGGUCUUCUCACGUGAAGCCCUGACCGCUCCGCGGCGGGUGCGAUUCUAUGCGGUCCCUUGUCUGUUUGUCGCGACGCUGCUGGGGCUAACGCUCACCGCCUGGCAGGUGCUUGUGGGAUCUCAGAACGUCACCAACCCGGGCGACCUGGCGCGGUUCGGCGCGGCGGCGUUUACGCUGCUCGCGCCGCUGCAGCUGACGGUGUGCGUCUUGUUCUCGGCGCUCCUGUCCGCGGCAGCGGUUUCUCAGGAGAAGGACCGCAAGACCCUGAUCCUGCUCUUGCUCUCAGAUUUGACGAAUUCCGAGCUGGUUGUCGGGAAGCUGUUGGCCAGCAUGCUUACGGUGUUGAUGGUGAUCGCGGCCAGUGUGCCGUUUUUCAUGCUCCUGACGCUGCUGGGCGGCGUGACCUACGCCCAGGUGGCCCGCGUCACGGCCGUAACCGUGGUGGCGGCGCUUGCCGCCGGCAGCCUGGGAUCGACGGUCGCGCUGUGGCGGGAGAAGACCUUUCAGGCGUUGGCCAUCACGGGCCUGGUGAUCGUCCUGUGGCUGGUGGGCUGGGAGUUCGCCGCGGCGGGAGGUUUAAAUGACGUCGCGCCACAGGCGGCCGCCUGGGCGGCCAUUAUGAGCCCCUGGCAGGCGAUGCAGAUUGCGGUGCAGCCCGCGUAUGCCGAAGCCGGCGUUGGUCGCUCGGUGACGAGCUUCCUGAUCGCCGGCGGUUUGCUGGUAGUGCUGCUCAACGCGGUCGCCGUCGUGAUGGUGCGUGUCUGGAACCCGUCCCGCGAGGCGCGGCCCACCGGCCCCGACGCCCAGUCAAACGACGACGCGUGGAUCACCGACGAUCCGGCCGCCGCGGACGCUCGGCGGCUCCAAUCGCACAAGGCGCCCGGCAAUCCACGGCACGUGUGGGACAACCCGAUCCUGUGGCGUGAGGUCCGUACCUGGGCCUACGGCAAGAAGAUCCUGGUGGUGAAGCUUGGCUACCUGUUCAUCUUCGGCCUAGCCGCCUUUGGGGCUGCGGUGGCGAACAACGCCGACACCGCCAGCGGCGAGGCCGCCGCGACGAUUUCUACCUCCACGACCAUGCUGGCUCCGCUCUUCGUGCUGAGCGUUGUGCUGGUCAACGCGUUGUCGGUCACCUCGCUGACGAACGAACGUGACCUCAAGGCGCUGGACCUGCUGCUGGCGACUGACCUGACGCCCAAGGAGCUGAUCUUCGGCAAGCUGGGCGGAGUCCUCUACAACGCUAAGGAAAUGAUCCUGCUUCCGAUGGCGCUGUGCGUCUACCUGUGGUGGACCGGCAGCCUGGGGGGCGAGAACCUGGUGUUCCUGCUCAUUGGAUUGGCGGUGGUGAACGCCUUCGCCGCGAUGCUGGGGCUACACGCCGGCAUGAUGUACCCGAACUCUCGCCAGGCGAUCGGCGCCAGCAUUGGCACGCUGCUGUUCUUGUUCCUUGGCGUGACGACCUGCAUGCGGAUGAUGCUGGCGCUGUCUCAGUCGUUUGAGUACCAGCUGGCGCCGUUCCUCGGCUUCAUGCUCGGUGGCGGAAUCGCGUUGUUCGCCGCCCUCGGCUGGCGAAACCCCUCCUCGGCCAUGGGGCUGGCUUGCUUCACCGCCCCGUUCGCGGUGUUCUACGCCAUCGUCAGCUUCCUGCUAGGAAAUUACGACUGGGUGUUCGCCGCGACCGUCGCCACGUUCGGCUUCGCCACGAUGGCGAUGCUCGUGCCGGCCCUCUCAGAGUUUGAUGUCGCGACCGGGCGCACGACCUCCGGGGACGCGUGA
Molecule: messenger RNA, 2346 nt
Organism: Ostreobium quekettii
Lineage: Eukaryota; Viridiplantae; Chlorophyta; Ulvophyceae; Bryopsidales; Ostreobiaceae
Source: the annotation of a GenBank genome assembly